Molecule: messenger RNA, 1777 nt
Organism: Apis laboriosa (Himalayan honeybee)
Lineage: Eukaryota; Metazoa; Arthropoda; Insecta; Hymenoptera; Apidae
Product: phospholipase A1 member A
Exons: 7
Coding region: 337-1386 (349 amino acids)
Biological process (GO): lipid metabolic process
Molecular function (GO): lipase activity
Source: RefSeq, a predicted model, not a curated record
GACUACUGACCACUUACGUUGCAGGUUGCUUGCCUCGUGCAGUUACCCAACUUUUACUGUAGCAAAUACUUCAUCGAUAUAUUGCUUCUACGAGUUUGAAAUAACGAAAAAUGUUCCGCGGUGCAUCGCGUGUACGAUCACACGCUCGUGUAAAAUCGGAGAGAAGCUAUUCAACACGCUCGUGACUUUCUAAAGUUCCUCUCUGGGGGAACAGUUGUAUUACUACGGUGACUUUACAUGUUGCAAUCAGUCGAGAGAAGCGGCGGGAAGCACUUUUACUAAUUUUUCAUCACCGCGUGUCUGAAUGUUAUAUCACAAACCUCGGGAGUGCGGGAGAUGGCGGUCAGUGUCGUGAGAUACCUCGUGUUCGUCUUCCUUGUUAUGCUACUGUAUCAUUAUAUAAGUGCAGAAACAACGUUUAAGGAUCUAUUUAAUAGUACUUCAUGCGCGAAACCACCCUACGAAUGUCCACAUCCACAGAUUGAAUUUUAUUUAUAUACCAGAGAAACACAGAAGAAACCUUUACGCCUAGAUGUUCGCAAGUUUGAUUCACUUUAUUAUUCUAAAUUUAAUAAAUCGCAUCCCACGAAAAUUAUUAUUCAUGGUUUUGGAGGAGGGAGAAAUUUAAUACCCAGUCCGGAUCUUCGAAAAGCAUAUUUCACGCGAGGCAAUUACAAUAUUAUAAUUGUCGAUUACGGUACGUUAGUACGCGAGCCUUGUUUGUCGCAAAUACAAUGGGGCCCAGAUUUCUGUUCACGAUGUAUUGCUCAAUUGGUAAGAUAUUUGAGGGAUCAUCCUCGAGGAACAAGAGUGGAGAACAUACAUGUACUUGGAUAUAGCGUGGGCGCGCAUAUAGCUGGUCUGAUAGCGAAUUAUUUGCCCGAUGAUAAACUUGGAAGAAUUACAGGUAGACUCGAUCCUACGAUAUUUUUCUACAUGAAUGGAAAUCGAUCGAUGGAUUUAGACGAGACGGACGCGCAUUUCGUCGAUGUAAUUCACACUGGUGCUGGAAUUUUGGGUCAAUGGGGACCAACUGGUCAUGCAGAUUUUUAUGUGAAUGGAGGCUCCAGCCAACCCGGAUGCGCGACAUAUUCCUUGCUCCAGACGCUGUCAUGCGAUCAUACAAAAGUGACGCCUUAUUAUAUAGAAUCAAUCACGACGAAAGUAGGAUUCUGGGCAGCUCCGUGUGGAAAUCUUUUUUCCUAUCUGAUCGGCUGGUGCAACCCGAAAUUCGAGGAGUACAUACUGAUGGGAGAAGACGCUCCACAUACAGCACGAGGCAUUUACUAUCUCUCAACAAACGCACACAAACCAUACGCCCGCGGCCUUCCCGUAAAAAACCAACGAACGACAAAUCGGAAACGAUCGUCCUCCCACCAGUAUUGAGCUUAUUGAAGCAACUAAUUAAUAUAAUUAUAGAAUAAUUAUAGUACAAGUAUUUGUUAUUUUUGUAUAGAUUGUACGACGUGUUAUGUUUGAAUCUGUUGUUUCUUUAUAUUUUUUAAUUAAUUUUUACGUAAUAAACUAUUUUGCUAGGCAACCUACCGUGAAUAACCGCAUACCAUUGGUAGCUCGCUGAUUCAUGCAUUUGUUCGUAUUCCAUAUUAUUAUAGUCUUCCAAGAACUUUCACUCUUUCCAAUUCUAACAAUUGUAUGUAAUCAUUCAUUUGUUUCAUGACCAUGAUUGUUCCACAUUCUUGUUAAUUUUAAAUCUAGUUUUUUUUACUGUCAUGGCUCGUUAUUUUCUUAAAUGAAGUGAAUGUAAAUCGGACUUCGA